Ahaetulla prasina is the source of this 2903-nucleotide messenger RNA. RefSeq names its product family with sequence similarity 98 member B (gene TSLIG3B). Gene Ontology annotation, cellular component: tRNA-splicing ligase complex. NCBI's taxonomy places the organism in Eukaryota, Metazoa, Chordata, Lepidosauria, Squamata, Colubridae. The transcript is spliced from 8 exons. The record is from RefSeq and is a predicted model, not a curated record. The coding region runs from base 110 to 1336 and encodes 408 amino acids.
GGAGCUCGACGAGCUCGUUUGAAUGCGACACCGGGCUCUUUGUACCGGGAGGCGGGACUGAGAGCGCUGCAGUCGCGGGAAUGAAGGCGCUGGCGGUAUAGAGCCCAACAUGGAGUGUGUGAUUCUGGAUGCGCUCGAGGCUUUAGGAUACAAAGGCCCUCUUCUGGAUGAAGAUGCUCUUAAUAAAGCAGCAGAAUGUGGGCUGACUUCCCAAGAUUUCUGUGAGCUUUGUGUUUGGCUAAGUUCCAGAAUACAGCCAUUGUGUAACCUGGAAGAAAGCAUCUCCUCAACAGCUGGUGGUGAAGAUGUUGAAAGUUUACAACUAGAAAUGAGUGGCUUUUUAAAAGAACUGGCUUGUCCGUAUUCCACACUUGUGUCUGGAGAAAUUAAAGAUCGGUUAAAAAAGAAAGAAGAUUGUCUUAAAGUCUUGUUAUUUUUAAGCACAGAACUUCAGGCUUUGCAGAUAUUACAAUUUAAACAAUAUAAAGGUUCUCAUUUGGCAAAGAAUGAUGAAGUUCAUCAGGAAAUCCAAAUGAUCUGUGAUGCUUUAGGGGUACCAAAAUCGUCAGCAUCUUCUGAGAUUUAUUCUCUCCCUGUCUCGCUAAACAAUAUAGAGUCAAAGCUUAAGGAUGUUUUGUCAAAAGUUCCAAAAGCAUACCUGGAGAAACCUCUGCUAAAAACUCCUUUGAAUACAAAGCAAAUGAAGCAGUUGGAAAAAAUCAAUGAGGCUCUUCUCACUGAAUAUGAAUGCCGCAGGCGGAUGUUAAUGAAGCGUUUAGAUGUAACUGUACAGUCCUUUGGGUGGUCUGAUAGAGCUAAGGUGAAAACAGAUGAUAUUGCAAGGAUUUAUCAACCCAAACGUUACGGACUCACUUCUAAAUCAACAAUUUCAAUAGCUCAUCUUCUAGCUGCUCGUGAAGAUUUGUCAAAGAUCACAAGAACAAGCAGUGGAUCUACGCGGGAGAAGACUAUUUGUGCAAUCAAUAAGGUCUUAAUGGGAAGAGUACCAGAUCGCGGUGGAAGACCAACAGAAAUUGAUCCACCACCUCCUGAAAUGCCCCCAUGGCAGAAGAGACAGGAUGGGGGAGGAAGGGGAGGAAGAGGAGGUUGGGGAGGAGAUGGUGGACGAGGAAGGGGUGGAGGAAAUAGAGGCGGCGGUGGAUGGGGUGGGGACAGUGGGUGGGGUGGAGGGGGUGGAUGGGGUGGGAGUGGUAGAGGAGGGGGUGGGGGUGGAUGGAGGGGAGGGAGUGGAUAUCAAGGGAGGGGUGAUUAUAGUGGGAGAGGAGGAUAUGGUGAUUCAUAUGGUAGAAGAGGAGGUGGCUAUAGAAAAUACUAACAUCUUAAUGUUGACUGAUAUGCAUACUCUUGAGAGCAGGGUCUUGGAAUACAUUAUUGCUGCUGGGCAAAUGUGAUGCUUGAACUGCAUUAAUCUUCCUUACUGAUGAAUCCUAGUUGUUCCAUUCAUUCAAAACCACCUUAUACAAAAUUAAUUUUCACUUCAGGGAUGACGUCUGUCUAUCCAAGCAUAUGUACUCACACAUUUGUCAUUACCAGCAAUAUAUACAUGAAUGGAAGCAAUGACUGGUGGAAAACCUUCAGGUUGCAAAUACACAACAACAUUGUUAUGAACAAGUUUGAUGUACAAAUUUGAUGCUAAACAUGCAGGGUAUGUGGUGUUUUCUGUGCAGAACCCAUCUCUCUCUUAAAAGCGUGUGAAGUGUCCCUAAUUAUUUUUGGCUUGAUUUUUUUAGUUUCUUUGUUUCACAUUAUUGUUCAUCUGUUUUUUUUAUUUAUUUAACAAGGCUGCUGAAAAAGAUACGACCCUGAAAUUGAUAUUUGCCCCAUCCAGCCUUUCUGGCAUUUGCCCCAUCCAACCCUUUCAUUGGCAAAAUAUCAAGCAAAGGAAGAAGCAUUGGAUUUAGCUUAGUGAAGGUACAUGAGGUACUUCAAUCAAUAUAAUCUGCUAGGAGAUGCACUCAGAUCAGCACUGGUGUUCUGUUCAGGCGAUAAUACUCUAAUUUUGUGCCUGAGAACACAUAGAAUAUUUAAAGUUUCAUAGAAUAUAUUCUGCAUCCUAUCUCCACUAAAUUUUUCUAAAAGAAAGGCCAAAGCAGGCUUUCUUAAACAAGUGUUUUCUGUAGUUCUUGGUUUGGCCAAAGAUUAUGGUGCAUGUGUCUUUUGAAGUAUAUAGAUCAGCAGAAACAAGAAUCUUUUGACUGAUUAAUGGACCACAAUUUUUCCUGAUCUGAGUUGACUGCCAUGUCUCUUACAAUUCUGCCUAUUAAUUUUUCUUUAGGUUUCAAAUUCAUUGUUCUCCCGUUCCGAUUAUGUGUGCUUGUUUUUUAACUUUGACAACUUUAAGAAGUUGGAUCUCAAAUUCCAUGCAUACUAUGGAAUUCUGAGAGUUGAUGUCUCUGCAUCUUAAAGUUGCCAAGGUUAAGAAAUACUGAUGUACACUAAGGUAUUAUUCCAGAAAGUAUAUAGUAUUUUAACUGACAAAAAUGAAAAGCAAGACAUACUGUUCUCCUGAGCCAAAAGUGAAGAGAGAUUAUUUUUAAAUAGUUAAACCUGUAAUUGUUUAACAUUUCCUGACCCUCCCAAAUCAGAAAACAUUUCAAACUGUUAAGGAUAAUAAUAAUUUCUGGUAAUUGGUUAUAAUUUUGACAACCUCUAACAAUGCAAUAAAAAUCCAAUACCUUUUAUAUGUUUAAAUCUGAAUAGUGUAUUUUAUAGAACGUAAUGUUCUUAUAUAAAUAGUUUGUAUUAACAGUUAUCCAGUGUUGUGUUUCUGUUCAUAUACAUGGAACAUCUAUUGAAACAAAAUUAAUAGCUACCUAGAGAACAGUUUAAGUAAUAGAUCAUUUACAAUUGUGAACACUGAGAAAUAAAAUAUAAUAAAAGUU